Molecule: messenger RNA, 387 nt
Organism: Biomphalaria glabrata
Lineage: Eukaryota; Metazoa; Mollusca; Gastropoda; Planorbidae
Product: acanthoscurrin-1-like
Exons: 1
Coding region: 1-387 (128 amino acids)
Source: RefSeq, a predicted model, not a curated record
AUGGGUGGUGAUUCUAUGGGUGGUGUUUCUAUGGGUGGUGGUUCUAUGGGUGGUGAUUCUAUGGGUGGUGGUUCUAUAAGUGGUGAUUCUAUGGGUGGUGGUUCUAUGGGUGGUGAUUCUAUGGGUGGUGGUUCUAUGGGUGGUGAUUCUAUGGGUGGUGGUUCUAUGGAUGGUGAUUCUAUGGGUGGUGGUUCUAUGGGUGGUGGUUCUAUGGGUGGUGAUUCUAUGGGUGGUGGUUCUAUGGAUGGUGAUUCUAUGGGUGGUGGUUCUAUGGGUGGUGGUUCUAUGGGUGGUGGUUCUAUGGGUGGUGAUUCUAUGGGUGGUGGUUCUAUGGGUGGUGGUUCUAUGGGUGGUGUUUCUAUGGGUGGUGACCGAUGGCUGGGCUGA